Cydia fagiglandana is the source of this 1339-nucleotide messenger RNA. RefSeq lists its product as uncharacterized. Lineage: Eukaryota; Metazoa; Arthropoda; Insecta; Lepidoptera; Tortricidae. The transcript has 3 exons. Bases 953 to 1339 code for a protein of 128 amino acids. The record is from RefSeq and is a predicted model, not a curated record.
CCGAGUUCACCAACUACAAUAUAAACAUUGAUUACGUAAUCGCUCCUUUAAAAUUUAACAGUUGGUUAAACAAUACACGUUCUUUUUAUGUUCACCACCCAUUUUUAACAAACGGUUAACCAACCAAACGUUUUUGAAUGAAUGAGUCGUAAAUGAAUGAAUGGUAUAGUAUUACUAUGUAAAGAUGUCAGUGUAUCUCCAUACAUUUGCUUUUUCCCCAGUAACAUUGCGAAAUGGUAGGGUAACAUUAUUGUUUGACGAAAUAUUAUUACCUGUUUCGUCAAUGCCAUGUCCAUAGCGGGAACGCCUUUGUUAUUUAGCAUCCUUUUCAAAUGUCUUGUCAAUGCCAAUGUCACUUUUUCGCUGUUUUUCGUCAAGUGUUGUGGCGGUUUGAAUUGAAUUUUGAAUACAAAAUUACCAUUAUAGUGCUUGAUAAUAGAUAAUGGAAGAUAAACGCAAGCGUACGUUAAAUUUUACAAGUGACGAGAAAUCGUUGUUAACCGAACUCGUUUCAAAAUAUAAAGCUGUAGUAGAAAAUAAAAAAUCAGAUGCGACAACAAACGCCGAUAAAGCAAGGGGUUGGAAGCAUAUAUCCCAAGAAUUUAAUGCUCUUAGCACAUACUGCUCCCGCCCUCCCGAAAGUUUAAAGACUUGCUGGGAGAACAUUAAACGCCAGACAAAAAAACUAUCAGCAAAUCGGAAACGGGAAGUAUUUAAAACUGGUAAGCAGACCUGAUUGUGCAAUUUUCUCUGGUUUAAGAUGUUUUAGAUUGAAAUUCGAAAUAUUUAUAAUAUAUUCUAUUUAGGUGGUGGCAGACCCCCUCCACCAUCUCCUGGUACUGGAGCAGGCCGUAUUGUGGAAGAAAUAUUGGGGCCUGCUUUGGAAGGUAUUGAAAAUCAAUAUGAUAGUGAUGCUUUGCUAUAUGAUGAUUGUAACAAAGAUACGGCAAAAAUGUGCUCUGACGCUGAGGAGAUAGGUACGGAUGAAGUUAUUAAUGCAGUUGUGGAGACCGAGGAUGAACCUUCAUGUUCACUUACUUUUCCCAUCGCUGAGGACAAUAAUCCGAAAUGGGAGGGCUGGACACCAAACUCUUUAAAAAGACCUAUUUCCGAUGUUUUAAAAUCUUCUAAGGACUCCAAAGUCAACAAUAGUUGGUUGAAAAGAAGGAGACCCAACCAGCAAAAUUUAGGUGACCAGCUUGUACAAGAAAAAAUUGAUUUGGUAAAAACAUUAAAAGAAAAUGCAGGGGAGGAGUCCAGAAGAAGAAUUUUAAUUUUAGAUGAACAGCUAAAGCAGGAGAAAAUUAAAACACAAAACAUAUUACAAACAAAUGUAUAA